This is a messenger RNA of Lymnaea stagnalis (great pond snail), 854 nucleotides long. NCBI's taxonomy places the organism in Eukaryota, Metazoa, Mollusca, Gastropoda, Lymnaeidae. The record is from the annotation of a GenBank genome assembly.
AUACUUUCUAGCAAUCCUUCUGUGGCCAGUCGUAUUGAGUUUCCUGGCACUCAGUUGUCAAAAACCUUGAUGGAACUAUCUUUAGCCAACAAUAAACUUAAAGAGGUUCCUAUGGGAAUUUCUGACCUCAUUAAUUUGAGUUUAUUAGAUUUAAGCGGGUGAGUUUUUUUUUAUUGGCUUGAUCAAGAGUAAUACAUUUUUUUAAAACUUCUUCGAAUUCUAAAGGAAGUCAAUGCCAAGUAAUUGAUUAUGGCUAAAAUAAUAGAUUACCUUUUAUUAAGUAUUAAUUUUGCAAGUAUUAUCAUUUUUUUAAAUAAAUACAUUGCUCAGUUCUCUGACUUCAGAGAUUUUUUGUGUCAUUUAAAUUCAAAUUUUUUUAUUUUAACCAUGAAGAAAGGAUGUAAGGGGCAGACAACCCGAGUUAAACAUUUUGUAGAGCAACACGUUUGGUCUACAAAAAGAACUGCUUAUAGGAACUGCUUAUAGGAACUGCUUAAAGAACUGCUUUCUUUCUAAUAUGGGAUGGUUGAGACUGAUAUGAUGGACAGCAAUUAUCUUAGUUAUUCAAGAAAUGGAGAAGUUACCUUGGAAAAUUGCAAUGGUGCCUCACAAAUUUGCUGUGGCCUCCAAUUUUUUAAAUGUUCUUAAUUUUCUUCAUAAUUCCGAUGAAGGGAGUUCCUACUUCAAUUGAUUUAUAUUGAGUCUGUUACUAACCUUUAAUAAGAACAAGGCACAGUUUUAGCCUGAUUACAUGUAAUCUCUAUUUUAAACUUAAGGUUUUCUAAAAAUGUCUCCCUUAAAUAUGCAGGAACACAGAAUUAACUUCAUUACCAGAAGAACUUGGAAAGCUAAAA